Messenger RNA from Spodoptera exigua (beet armyworm), 2491 nucleotides. NCBI's taxonomy places the organism in Eukaryota, Metazoa, Arthropoda, Insecta, Lepidoptera, Noctuidae. The record is from the annotation of a GenBank genome assembly.
AGUCUAUGUUGUAAAAUGGCGGUGUUUCAUUAGGUGAAUAUAUUUAGCUGUUAUUUUGCUAAAUCGGAAUCAUGUCGGAGGAAAAAAUCGAAGUGGAGACGUUUUUUGGGAGAUGUAGAUGUUGCCUCGCUUAUGGCUACUUAAAAAACAUGUGGUUAGAACAUAAAUACAAUGGAAAUUCGGAAAUAUACGGCGAAAUGCUUGCCAAAUGUUUUGCAUUGACUUGGGAUCAUUCUGAGGACUCCGCAGAGCAAGAUCAGAUAUGUGAAGACUGUAUCAUUAGGCUCCGCGAUGCGCAUGAAUUCAAGAAGGUCAUCUUGGAUUCACAGGAUGAACUUACAAGGAUGUUGGAAGACGAAAAUGAAAUCACAAUAAAAGAAGAAAGACUUGACGAGAAAUUUUUAGCUGAACAUCCAGAUGAUGAUGAGGACAACAUGAGUCAUACGGAGACAGAAUAUAUUUCAUUUAACAAUGAUACUAUGGAGAGCAUCAAAGAGGAGGCUCCGGACGUUGAGUAUACUGAUGUGGAGUAUUUGGAGGAUGAAGUAGCAAAUAUCACUGCGGUUGGUGAUAGUGUAAUGGGUGAAUACAAUGCUAUAGAAACUGGUGAUUCCGAUUCAUCACAAACAUACAAUCCGCAACCAAUACAAAGAAAGAAAAGACCAAGGGUUUUCGAUACAGAAGAAGAUGAAAGCGGAAAACCUAAGAGAAAAUGGCCACAGAAGCUCCCUAAAUCAGAGAGGCACAAAACUUACAAACAGUAUUCUGAGAUGGAUCUAAGGAAGUGUUUGGAAGAGGUCCGUAGCGGAGCCCUAACUCCUGGUGAUGCGGCCGUCCAGUAUAAUAUACCUAAGAAGACCAUCUGCGCCAAAGUCAAAAUGAAUACUACAGAUGUCCCGAUUGACAAUACAACGAAAUCGAAAUUGGGAAGACGCGAAAAACGGCUAAAGAAAAAGCCAACAAUAUUUAAACCCUCGGCAUUGGACGAGAAAACCAUCAAACAAAUAGAAAAUAAAAAAUUAAAAGUAAAAGAAAGAAAGAAAAGUGUUGAACAGAAGGAAAUUAGUAUCAAAAAGAAUAAAGCUAAUAAUGAUUUUAAAGAAAAAGUAGAAAUUAUACUAGAUCCUAUUAAAAAAUUAGAUCAAGUUGACGCUGAGCAAGUUAGGACACGUUUCAAAGCUAUAGUUAACGAAAAACUCAAAAAAGGCAACAAAGAGCGACAGAACCAAGAAACUAGCGAAAUGAAUAAGCACAAACAUAAUCUCAAAAAUAUUCUGGAUCAUUCUAAUGCGACGGUUAUAAAAGGGUUUUGGACUCGCGGUUAUCAUUGCGGCUUUUGUAAAGAGCACAGGCAAACAGCUUCAGAUUUAAAAAAGCACAAUUUAGAAGCGCACAACUUGAUAGAUGACGUUAUAACAGUCAAAUACGUUUCCGAUUUAUUCAUUAGACUCGAUAUUACAGAUUUAAAAUGCAGAAUUUGUAAUGCGAAAUUAAAGAAAAUUGAAGAUUUGAUCGAACAUUUAAGUAAAGCCCAUGAUAUAAAGUUCCAUACGGAUAUCAAAAACUAUAUCGUUCCCUUCGUUUUAGACAGUGAAUCGUUGAAAUGUGCGGUUUGUAAAAAGGAGUUUAGAUAUUUCAAGUUACUCUCUGAACAUAUGAGCGAGCAUUACAGGAACUUUGAAUGUUCCCAUUGCGAUAGAGCGUUUAUAAACAAACAAAGUAUGCAAACACAUAUAUACAGACAUAGGAAGGGCGUUUUCAAAUGUUCCCAUUGUCCAAAAGUCUUCGAUACUCGCCCGAAGAAAAGCGUACAUGAAAGGGUAGUUCACGCUCUUUCGAACAAAACUCGAAAAUGUUCUCAAUGCAACGAACGCUUUGGUACCACAGAUCUAGUACAGGCUCACGAAGUGAAAGUACACGGCGUCAAGCCAUUCAUUUUCUCUUGCCAGGCUUGCCACAAGACCUAUAACAGUCAAGGUUCAUUAUUAACACAUAGAAAACGCUAUCACCUUAUGUUAAGACCGCAUAAAUGUUCCUAUUGCGAAAUGGCAUUCUUUUCCCGAAUUGAAUUGAAAUCCCAUAUGGUUACGCAUACUAAAACAAGGGAUUUUAAAUGCGAAAUGUGUUCGAAAUCGUUCGGUACGCGGUGUAGUUUGAAUCAACACGUUAGGGUGCAUUUGAAUGAUCGUAAAUUUAAAUGUGAUCUAUGUGAUCGGACGUUUGUGCAUAGAACUGCUUAUAGAGGACAUAUGAGGACGAAACAUAGUACUAUUGUCUGAUGUCUUUUAAUAAUUAUCAAAUGUGGUUUUCCCCUUUUUUCGUGCUCAUCUAAAGACGAUAAUGUAAUAUAGAGGUCUGUUUGUUUCAAUCAUCAUCAUCAUCAGCCCAUAAGUGCCCACUGCUGACUAAAGGCCUUUUUUCACACGGAAAAGGUUUGAGCAAAUCACCACGCUUGGUUAAUGCGGGUCGGCGAUUUAUAAUUAGAAAUUAU